Messenger RNA from Cylas formicarius (sweet potato weevil), 2932 nucleotides. RefSeq lists its product as uncharacterized. Bases 115 to 2832 code for a protein of 905 amino acids. The transcript has 11 exons. Gene Ontology annotation, biological process: DNA damage response; positive regulation of protein phosphorylation; cell population proliferation. Gene Ontology annotation, cellular component: nucleus. The record is from RefSeq and is a predicted model, not a curated record. NCBI's taxonomy places the organism in Eukaryota, Metazoa, Arthropoda, Insecta, Coleoptera, Brentidae.
AACAGUUUAUCACAUUUAUGGUUAUCAGACGAGUUCGUUGUUAUUUUAUACGUUUUUAUUAUCGCGUCAUCUUAUAGUUCCCCCAAAUGUUUGUUAAAGUUCUGCCUAAAUAAAAUGGAAUUAAAAGAAGAUUUCGAAAAUCCAAAGUCCGAAUUGGACGCAGUUUUUGAAAUGAUUUUGGCGCUCAAAGCUGAGACCACUAAUAGUGAAAGUGAUGCGGACAAGUUUAUUAAAGACCUAGGUAGAACAGAUCUGGAAAACGAUAAUCCAAAUCUGGAUAAAGAGAAAUGCUUGGGCUGUAUCGUCCAGAUCGUUAAAAUUUGGAGCCAGCAGACUUCGAUUCCUCCAUUAAAUGACUUGAAUCUCAUAUUAAAGAUUACUGCAAUCUUGGCAAAGGAUGAAUUCUACUUUGAGAGGCUAAAAUUUCCGGACACGCUAAAAGCACUGCUGAAUUUAAUUCGGCGAAAUGCCAAAUCAAACGCUGACGUAUCGAUCAAAUUUGGUUAUUUUAACCUGAUGGCGCCAUUAAUUGAGCACGACGCGGGAAUAAAUUGGAUUAUAGAAACGGAUCUGUUUUCCAAAGUUACCGAUUUAAUAACUCGAAUUAAUGGUCCUGAUCGAGUGACAAAAGCGCAGUACAACGCUAUCUGCAGAUUGGUAGAGAGAACAACCGAACUAGAUGCCAAUUUGGGAGUAAAAAUUAUUAAACAGAUAACAGAUCCUCUCACUGAUGUCGUUCGCUAUUUACCGAACCGAUUAAUGCCUAAUACAUUGAAUAAAAUGUUAUACGACAGCCUACGGCCGACUAUAAUUUGCAUCGUUGAAAUCCUCGAAUAUAUGUUGAAAAGGCUCAAUGGCGGCGUUCUAAAUGUUUUUCAAAUAUUAAAAGUAUCGGAUUACUGUAAAACGCUAACGGCAAUUUCGAACGACGAAGAUUUCUCUUUGGAAGUAAACAAAAUUAUCAUUAUCCUGGCGUUAUAUGAAACCAUGAACUUCUUUAAUGGCGUUAAGAUCGUCAACCAUGAUACCGCAGCACUGAGUGGAAUUUGUAAGGUGAUUCAAUCAGAAACCGAAAUGGAGCAUUUGCGAACAACGAUCAAGAUAUGUCUAUAUACUCAAAAAUACUGCAAAUUUGUAAAGGCAAGGAUGCCGAAAUAUUAUGUGAAAGAAAGAUCGAUAGAAAUCGAGAAUCAGCUGCUGAUUCUUCAAAUGGCUCCUAUAUUAACAGCCGACUUCAAGUUAAUAAGUUUUAAGUACGGGAAUUCUAAGACUUACGAUGAAGUGAUAACAUUUGACUUCUUUGGUAAAAUUCUUAGGGAAUUUAGCGAACCCAUGGCUCACGUUGGAUUUAAAUUCAAAGAUCGGAUGCUAGAAGUUCCAUUAUUUGAACUCGAGACGCUCUCGCUCGAGUGUAUGCUUGAAGCUACAUCUGUAUGUUCACUGGAAAACAAGGAAAUGGUGGGCAUGGUCUACCAAGGACUGGUUAAAUGCCUUAAAUACUAUUUAAUUUACGUUGACAACAAAAUGCCGAUCAUCGAUAUAGCGUACGCUGAACAAAUAUUCGUAGAAAAACUUUUGGAAACCAUUUUGGUAUAUACGAAAACUUUUGAGUUGUCGUGGCGGGAUAGCGUGGGAACCAUAUUUGUGUCCACGUUGGCCAUAGUGUUCUUACGACAUCAUUUCUGGUGUCCUCAGAUAACCGUCAAAGGUCUUACACUGCUCAAUGUGGCGAUUUCCAAAAGCAUGUCGCCCAAUAUGACGCUGCUCAUGGAUAUCACGACCAAUUCGUGCCUAAAAGAAAUCGGACCUGUAAUUUAUUCUAAAUGUUCCAACAGUAACAAAGAAAUUCGAAGUGCUGCCAUGGAAGUGCUAUUAACGAUCUCGUCCAACGCAAAUACGAACUAUCCAUUCUUCAAAUCUAUCUUGACGGACUCUGGUUUGGCGAGUUUGAUAUUUGCUUCAGUUGACGACACAGACCUUCACAUCCGAAUAACUUCGGUUAAGUGUCUUCGAGAAAUGAUUCUGAUGGAGGAGCUCGGGCAAAAUUUGGUAGAACGCGGUGUCCUGGACAAAAUGCUAAACAUCAUCGCAUCCGAGUUUGAUGCGGAAACAAAAAAAGAAGCCGCUCAUCUAGUAACAAAACUGUAUGAGACGCAUGAUAUUCCACAAACGGACGUGUACAAAACGUAUUCGACUAUGGCGUACGCUGCAUUAAACGAAAUUGAUCCGGGAAUUAAAGAGAUAGCCGUAAUAUUCUGGAGGAGGGUUGUACGAAAAAAUUUAAUGGACAAUGGUAUGAUAGACGGGAGAUUUCCUGCUAAAAUUUUCUCCAAAGAAAAUAGGCGUAUCGUUUUAUUGACUGAAGUCGAAGUAAGGAAUCGUUUGCUGAAGGGCUUAAGCGAACUGUAUUUCACCGGAUGUCUGGCUAUUUUCCUACGGGUUAUGGAGAACGAAUAUGCUCCGAAAGCAGCUAGGAACUGCGCAAUAGAGGUGCUCAGAAAAUACUCGGGAUUGCUGAGAAAAUAUAAGAUUACUCCGGAGACUGCUGAAACAAGUCUCAGGUAUUCAAAUUUAAUGCCGAUUAUCAACGAAGUCUUAACCGGAAAAUCAAAUAAACUCAACAGAGUGAGCUACAUAAAAGAAGAAAAUUGUGCAAAUAAACAGAAUAACGCAUGCAGUAUUGAAAUUAAGUCAGAAGACGUGCCAUCAGUUCGGCAGUUUCUAGAAGCCACCUAUAAAAAAUUUUUUUCGGAUUCGAAUGAGAUUGUCGUCGACAAAUUUGACGUUCACGAAGGGAAAAGCCAUGUGGAAGAAAAUGAGAUGGACUAUUGAUAUUGUAGUCAUGUCGAUGUUAUACAAUUUUUGUCUUCUUUUUAUAUAAAUCAUCUAAACCAGAACCUGGGUACAUAAAUUGUUCGUUUCUAUGCACGUA